This is a messenger RNA of Penicillium angulare, 1161 nucleotides long. RefSeq names its product glutathione-independent formaldehyde dehydrogenase. Gene Ontology annotation, molecular function: oxidoreductase activity; zinc ion binding. The coding region runs from base 1 to 1161 and encodes 386 amino acids. The transcript is spliced from 10 exons. NCBI's taxonomy places the organism in Eukaryota, Fungi, Ascomycota, Eurotiomycetes, Eurotiales, Aspergillaceae. The record is from RefSeq and is a predicted model, not a curated record.
AUGGCCUCUGCAACUACCAUGAAAGCGCUGAACUACAAAGGGCCGUAUGAGGUCCGGGUUGAGGAGGUUGACAUGCCGAAGAUUGAACACCCAGAUGAUAUUAUUGUCAAGGUUACCACAGCCGCCAUUUGUGGCUCGGACUUGCACAUGUACGAGGGACGAACGGCGGCGGAACCAGGAAUUACCUUUGGUCAUGAGAACAUGGGUAUCGUCGAGGAGCUCGGUGAAGGUGUGACAUUGCUGAAGAAGGGUGAUCGCGUCGUGAUGCCAUUCAAUGUUGCCGACGGUCGCUGUCGCAACUGUGAGGAGGGCAAAACCGCAUUCUGUACUGGCGUCAACCCAGGAUUUGCGGGCGGUGCUUAUGGCUACGUCGCUAUGGGGCCAUACCGCGGAGGCCAAGCGCAAUACAUUCGCAUUCCUUACGCCGACUUCAAUGCUCUGAUAUUGCCUCCUGGAAAGGAGCAUGAGGCGGAUUUCAUUCUUCUUGCUGACAUCUUCCCCACUGGUUGGCACGGUGUCGAAAUCUCAGGCUUUCAAUCGGGUGAAAGCAUUGCUGUCUUUGGUGCUGGCCCAGUCGGUCUGAUGGCUGCUUACUCUGCUGCCCUUCGUGGAGGAUCAAACAUCUACGUUGUGGAUCGAGUUCCCGAGCGCCUCGAGGCUGCCAAGAAAAUCGGAUGCAUUCCCAUCGACUUCACAAAGAGUGACGCCGUGGACCAAAUUAUUGCUCACAACGGAGGAAUGGUUGACCGGUCGGUGGAUGCGGUUGGAUACCAGGCAGUUGACCCUAACGGAUCCUCUGAGAGGCCCAAUAUUGUUCUUGAGAAUAUGAUUCGUGUGACUCGGGCGUGUGGAGGAAUGGGAAUUCCUGGUCUUUAUGUUCCAAGUGACCCCGGCGCAUCUGAUGCUGCUUCUGCCAACGGAAUGAUCAGUUUGAGCUUUGGAAAAUUGUUCGAGAAGGGUUUGUCACUCGGCACUGGCCAGUGCAAUGUCAAGUCAUACAACCGGUACCUGCGCGACAUGAUCGUUGCUGGCAAGGCGAAACCCAGCUUCGUUAUUUCUCACGAGAUUGGACUAGCUGAUGCCGAAACUGCCUACCACAAGUUUGACAAAAGAGAAGAUGGAUAUACAAAGGUUCUCAUUCAUCCCAAUGGUGAUUUUUGA